Exophiala spinifera is the source of this 1818-nucleotide messenger RNA. RefSeq lists its product as uncharacterized. Lineage: Eukaryota; Fungi; Ascomycota; Eurotiomycetes; Chaetothyriales; Herpotrichiellaceae. The coding region runs from base 1 to 1818 and encodes 605 amino acids. The record is from RefSeq and is a predicted model, not a curated record. The transcript has 5 exons. Gene Ontology annotation, biological process: transmembrane transport. Gene Ontology annotation, molecular function: transmembrane transporter activity.
AUGACUUCUAAGGACGCUGCAGACACGCUUGAGGCAUCGCAGUAUAUUGAAGAUUCCUCAAGUAAUAUCAUUGGAAAGGAGCAGACUCAGGAAGAAGUGCACGUCGAGAAUGUCGCCACUGACUAUGACCUCAAUCUUCACUAUGAUGAGGUGGAUGAAGAGCCUGAGCUGCAUAUGCGGACCUACAUUGCCAUUGCUGCUAUUUGGCUCAUGAAUCUGGCCCAGACCAUCGCUAUCCAGGGUCCUCCAGCGGUGAUCACCUACAUUGGACGCGAUCUCAACAAUACUGCUGCAGAAGCCUGGGUACCGAAUGCUUGCACGUUGGUGCAGACAGUCCUGGCACCCAUCCUGUGCUCGGCGGCCGACUUAUUCCAAGCCCGCAAAUCUCUACUAAUUGGAACUGGUAUCGUCUCAUUUAUUGGCUGUGCCGUCGCUCCUGGUUCUCACAACAUCAACCGUCUCAUUGCCGCCCAAGCUCUGAUCGGAGUUGGCCCUGCAUCAGCGCCUCUUGUCUAUGUUGUGCCUAGUGAGGUAGUGCCCCGAAAGUGGCGACCAGUGACUCAAGCAGGAAUCAACGUUGCAUCCAUUAUCGCGGCCUGUUCCGGUCCCGUUGCACUGGGAGGAUUCACGAGGUUGGACGAGAAGAGAGGCUGGACAAAUUUUUGGUGGUUGCAAAUGGGUCUCUGGGGAUUGUCAAUUCUUGGAAUCUUCUUUGGCUAUAAGCCACCAAAGCGACACUCCCGAUACGACCACCUCUCGUUCUUGCAGAAGGUACUCAAACUUGACCUCGCCGGUUCCUUCCUGCUAGCUUCCGGCCUCUCCCUGUUUUUGGUUGGUCUCAAUCUGGGGGGCAACUUGUACAGCUGGAAGAACGCAAGAACCCUGUGCACUCUCGUGAUCGGACUCGUGAUUUUGGUCGUCUUUGUCCUAUUUGAAUGGAAAGGAACAAAAGUUCCUCUAGUCGAUCACCGUCUAUUUGAAGGAGGGAAGAGCAAGGGUCGGACUUUCGCUCUUUGUAUGGUUCUCAUUUGCAUCGAAGGCAUUAUGCUCUUCGCAGUUGCCGUUUUCUACAACGUCCAGUCUGCAGUUAUCUACGCCACAGAUCCAUUAAAGGUUGUAGCACGAGUCGUACCCUAUCCUUUGAUGGCAUGUGUUGGCACUUUUGUCUUUGGGUUCUGGUCAACGAAGCUCCGGACCAUACGCUCACCGAUGGCGGCAUCCUUUUUCGUCUGGACCGGAGGACUUGUUGGCCUUGCUACACUCCAACCUUCUGAUGGCCUGCGUCAGAUCAUAUUUGUCAGCGUCGCAGGUCUCGGAUUUGGUGGGCCAAUUAUUUUGAUCAUUGCGGGAGUUCAACUCGCUGUCCCUCACAAGCUCAUUGGCACCUCUUCAGCUUUGCCAACAUCUGCUCGAGCACUUGCUGCAACAGUAUUCACAGCUAUCUACAGCACAGCCCUAAACACUCGCCUGAAGAUUAAUUUGCCGAAGGAAAUUGCGCCAGUCGUUCUUAAGUUGGGCUUGCCAGCCACCUCGAUCGGAGCAUUUAUAGGGGCCUUGGGUUCAGGAGACUCGGCCGCUGUAGCCAAUGUCCCUGGAGUCACCCCAGCGAUCAUCGAAGCGGGCGUCAAGGCCUUCAAGCAGGCAUUUGCAGACUCAAUCCGAGUCGUCUACAUCAUAGCCGCACCAUUUGGCGUCGUAGCGAUGGUUCUGGCAGUUUUCCUGGGGUCUAUGCGCGACACCAUGAACUACGGUGUAGAUGCGCCGAUAGAAGAGCUCCACGCUAAACACCGCCACCGAGAGGCUGAACACAGCGCCUAG